This is a messenger RNA of Molossus molossus (Pallas's mastiff bat), 925 nucleotides long. It is a transcript of the gene USE1, whose product is annotated as unconventional SNARE in the ER 1. Lineage: Eukaryota; Metazoa; Chordata; Mammalia; Chiroptera; Molossidae. Bases 52 to 834 code for a protein of 260 amino acids. The transcript is spliced from 8 exons. Gene Ontology annotation, cellular component: SNARE complex; endoplasmic reticulum. Gene Ontology annotation, biological process: retrograde vesicle-mediated transport, Golgi to endoplasmic reticulum. The record is from RefSeq and is a predicted model, not a curated record. Gene Ontology annotation, molecular function: SNAP receptor activity.
CCCUGCCUUAAGAUGGCGGCGGCGGAAGGGGUGGAGGACUGCUAGUUUGUGAUGGUUGCGUCGAGGCUGGAGUUGAACCUGGUCCGGCUGCUGUGCCGCUGCGAGGCGAUGGCAGCAGAGAAGCGGGACCCGGACGAGUGGCGUCUAGAAAAGUACGUGGGAGCCCUCGAGGACAUGCUGCAGGCCCUGAAAGCCCAGACGAACAAACCGGUUUGUGAGGUGAUCAAUGAAUAUUCCCGCAAGGUUGACUUUCUGAAGGGGAUGCUGCAGGCAGAGAAGCUGACCUCCUCCUCAGAGAAGGCACUAGCCAACCAGUUCCUGGCCCCUGGCCGAGUGCCAACCACAGCCAGGGAGCGGGUGCCUGCCACCAAGACGGUUCACCUGCAGUCCCGGGCACGGUACACCAGCGAGAUGCGGAGUGAGCUGCUAGGCAUGGAUUCUGCUGGAGAGCCCAAGCUGGACAUGAGGAAGAGGACCGGGGUGGCAGGUCCCAGGCCAGGGGAUGAGAAGCAGUCGGCUGCUGAGCUAGACUUCGUCCUGCAACAACACCAGAACCUCCAGGAGAAGCUGGCAGAAGAAAUGCUAGGCCUGGCCCGGAGCCUUAAGACCAACACACUAGCUGCUCAGAAUGUCAUCAAGAAGGACAACCAGACCCUGUCGCACUCACUCAAGAUGGCUGACCAAAACCUGGAGAAGCUGAAAACAGAAUCAGAACGGCUGGAGCAGCAUGCACAGAAAUCUGUCAACUGGCUGCUUUGGGCAAUGCUUAUCAUUGUCUGCUUCAUUUUCAUCAGCAUGAUCCUCUUUAUCCGUAUCAUGCCCAAACUCAAAUAAAAGACCGGGCCCCACCCUGGCCAAUUUGGAUCAGCAGUUGGAGCAUCACCCCAAGGACUGAAGAGUCACGGGUUCGAUUCUGGUCAGUGGC